Messenger RNA from Salvelinus sp. IW2-2015, 3318 nucleotides. RefSeq names its product zinc finger protein PLAGL2. Gene Ontology annotation, cellular component: nucleus. The record is from RefSeq and is a predicted model, not a curated record. Gene Ontology annotation, biological process: regulation of gene expression. Lineage: Eukaryota; Metazoa; Chordata; Actinopteri; Salmoniformes; Salmonidae.
AUGACAGUGGAAAAGGCCUGUGUCUGUGUCAGCCUUAACUGCCUAUUUAUUAGCACACACAAAAAUUGGGGUAAGGGACAAUUAAAAUUAUUUUGGUUAUUAUCAAACAAAAACGGAUUAUAGUCUGUAAAAAAUAGAGUACUAGUCAUUAUGAUUGCCCAUACCCCCAAAUCAAGUCACACAGAGAAGAUCCACAUUAAUAAAAAUAGGUACAAUCUGUCAUUUCAACAGCCUGAUCCUGCUACAUUGUUUGAUGAACUGAGGGAUGGGGCUGGGGAAAUGUAACCACACAUUUUGCAGCUGGAGCUAUGAAUCCAAACCUGGACAGACAGUCUGUGAGAUUGACAUUAUAUAGUUUGAAGCUAUUGGUACAAGACAAAUAAGAAAAGCAGUAGGCUAUGCAAUCUUACUACACAAUCAAUGCAACCUAAAUCCAUGCUGCAAACAGUUCCUCAAUGAAGGAACUGUUUGAAACAUGGAUUAAGGUUACUUUAGGAUUUUUGGUCAUCCUGAGACCUGACCAGAACCAGAACCAGAUUAUGACCAGAAAAUCUGAUGGAAAAGACGAUGAGGAUCUUCUCCUCAUACCCGUCUUAAGUGAGUUCGCUACCUCCAUCAUCCUCUCUUCUUAUAUAGUGUCAUGAUGUGGGGUCCAUAUGGCCAUCCUCUUGUUUUUUGGGCGUACAACACCUUCAAUUCAACAGUUUUACUUUUCUACAGAAAAAAUGAGUAUAUGCAAUGAUGUUAUGGAAUUAUCUUUUCCAAGUUUUAAAAUAUUGUCCCGUGUCUUAAGGUUUAAUAUGAAGUAUUGCAUACUAGGUCGCACAGUGUUGGUGAACCUUAUUUAGUUAGCAACCCCUACAAAAGUUUGUCAAAAAGUGGUGUGUCUGACGUCACACUCCCAUAAUGCAAGCGCUCUGCAACUCCAGCGCCGCCGAGGAAAAACCCAGGCCCCGAAAAGAAUAAAUCUUWAAAAAAUUGGAAAAAUAGUUUUACAAAACAUCUGAGAGAAAAGGACCAAUAACCGAAUCGCGAAAGUUUUAAAGGACUGUGGUCAUGCAAAAUUGCCACUCACGUUCAACCGGUCCUCUGGCUCGUGUGGCUGGAUGAGACAGGAAGAAGAAGCACACAACUUUGGGCCUUACCCAAGAAUUACCCUGUGGAGACACGCACACAUACACACAAACACACACAACAACAUAAAACUCACACAAGCUCAGGGAUGCUCACCCAUAUCUAGUCUGAGCCUUAGCAGCUGAGUGAGUGACUCUGCUCUCUUUGCCCAGGCCCUAUUGGGUUGCUAUGGCAGCUGCUGCUGCAGAACCCCCCCAUCUAAUAGAAGCUCGUACUGGAAAGGGAGACAGGCGGACAGACCCUCACCUGGAGAGAAUACGAAACACUCCACUAGCAGCAUUCAGCAGCAUUCAACACCCUACUCUCCAUUAACGGUGCAGCCAAUGGUGUCAAGUUUGAAGGUCCUCUCUUAAAAUACCCCAUGAGUGUUUUGUCCGUCUGCUCAUGCUUAUGGCCCGUCGCCCUCUGCAGAAGACCCAGCGCCGUUCCCUCUGCUAGAGCAUGUUCCAACAGAAGGAGCACCUGAAGAGCCACCUGCAGGCCCACGACGCCAACAGGCAGGUGUUCCACUGCCAGGAGUGUGGCAAACAGUACAGCACUCAGUUGGGCUACCGGCGCCACCUGCUGGCCGCCCACGCCCCUGCCUCCAGCGCCACCAUCCCUGAAGAGCUCCAUUGCCAAGAGGGGGCGCCUGCCCUGCUGGAGCAGCUAGGGAGCCACACCGACAGGCUUCCGCCCCUGGAGGUCACCGCCACCGUCAGGGAGAGGAAGUAUUCGUGCGAGCGCUGCGACCGGCGCUUCUACACUCGCAAGGAUGUGCGGCGUCACGCGGUGGUGCACACGGGCCGCCGUGACUUUCUGUGCCCGCGCUGCGCCCAGCGAUUUGGUCGCAGGGACCAUCUAACGCGCCACCUGAAGAAGAGCCACAUCCAGGAGCCCACAACCACCACCCCCACACCAGCCCCCACCACACCUGGGCCCGUAAAGGAGGAGACAAGUCCGGUGCAAUGCGACAAUGGACCCUCCUCCAAGGAGCAUGUAGAGGCCUUCCCCAUUGACAUGUACAGCAGUUACCCCCUGCAGACCAUGUCCAAUCCAGGCAUGGGCCACCAACACCACUCCCUCAUGCAGGGCUCCCUGCCCACAGCCAUGGGGGUGGGCCUCAACAUGCCAGGCCCCUCUCCCCAUCCCCACCACCACCUCCCCCAGCAGCAACAGCAGCCUUAUGGCCACAUGGCCAGGUAUCAGCAUGGAUCUACCUCAUAUCCCCGCACUGACAUGGAGAGCUUCCUAAUGGACCUGCAGAGCGGGCUGCCCCCACACCUGACCACAGCCUCCUCCUCUACCUCCUCCUCCGCCUCCCCUCAGAGGGAAGUGCUUUCAGAAACCCAGGGUGGCCCAGUGGCCGGGGACCCCCACCUUCUGUCCAGGAGCCCCGCUCUCUCCUCAGCCGAGCUGUCAUGCGCUGCUAACAUGGACCUGGGUCCUCUUCUGGGCUUCUUGCCGUUCAGCCUGCCUCCCUACAGUGCUCAUAUGAGUAUGGGAGGUCUGGUGAUGGGCUACCCGUCUACCUCCACCUCCACUGUGCCGCCCUCCUCCUCCAGCCCCCUACCCUAUCAGGCCCCAGGAGGUCUCACCUUCCUGCAGCCCCCACAACUUCACGCAUCCCAGGGCCCCGGAGCCCACAACCACAACAACAACCAGCUACCUCAGGGGUUCAGCAAUCCUGGAAUGAGCACUUCCACCUCCCUACCUCGCUACUACCAGACCUUUCAACAGUGAGCAGCCUGAUACCAUGUGACCCACGUGACCCCAGCACCAGGCCAAGGGACACUCCAAAUAUUCUUGAAUAAAGCCUCCCAUAAAGGACGAGUGUCUAGAAAGUCUUGAAUAUACGAGUGAUACAUAUAGGCAUCCAAUGUGCUUGCAUUUAUUUUUUUUAUGGAAAAAAAAUGGGAAUUGUAUUUUUUUAAUGAUGCUAAUUAAGCUUUCAGUAGCAAUAGUUUUUGUUAUGAUGAUGUUGAACACAAAGAACCACUUCAUCAGUAUUACCUCAUCCGAUAAUAAGAAACAUGAGCAGAAGGAGAAUAGAAAGUGUGUUUUAGCAACCAAAAUGUUGUUUUAUUGAAACCUGUUAGAAAUAGGCCAAAUGGUUGCACUUUGUUCAGAAAAGACCGCAUAAGGUCUAUACAAUGUGGACAUAAGUGCUACAUGACACCUGCCACUCAUCUUGUUUUCCAAUAA